Messenger RNA from Paramisgurnus dabryanus, 944 nucleotides. RefSeq names its product lysozyme g-like. NCBI's taxonomy places the organism in Eukaryota, Metazoa, Chordata, Actinopteri, Cypriniformes, Cobitidae. The record is from RefSeq and is a predicted model, not a curated record. Gene Ontology annotation, molecular function: lysozyme activity. Gene Ontology annotation, biological process: peptidoglycan catabolic process; defense response to Gram-positive bacterium. Gene Ontology annotation, cellular component: extracellular region.
AACAUGUUCUCUAAUUAUGUUGCCCCACCUUACAGAAUGAACCUGAGAAAAAAGAAAUACAAACCAACUGUUUAGUAGUCUGACUUAGUGUGCAGCAUAAUCAGGAGCUUAAACUGCACUUCUGAACUGUCAUCAUGGCAUGCAUUUAUGGAGACAUCAUGAAAAUAGACACAACCGGAGCAUCAGAGGCAACAGCCAAACAGGACAAAUUAACAAUUAAGGGUGUUGCAGCUUCUAAAAAACUGGCUGAGAAUGAUCUGAAACGAAUGGAGAAAUACAAGAGUUUAAUUAUUAAAGUUGGCAAAGCACAGAAGAUGGACCCAGCAGUGGUUGCUGCCAUCAUAUCCAGAGAGUCCAGAGCUGGGGCUGUGCUAAAGGAUGGGUGGGGUGAUCAUGGCAAUGGUUUCGGCCUCAUGCAGGUUGACAAGCGGUAUCACACGCCUGUAGGUGCAUGGGACAGUGAGCAGCAUCUCACACAAGCAAUUGAGAUACUCAUCGGCUCAAUUCAAGCAAUUAAAAAAAACUUUCCUCAGUGGACACAGGAGCAAUGCUUUAAAGGAGGGAUAUCAGCUUACAAUGCAGGUCCGGGAAAUGUCCGCACAUAUGAGAAUAUGGACAAGGGUACCCCAGGACACGACUAUGCUAAUGAUGUUGUUGCCAGAGCCCAGUGGUUUAGAAGCAAGGGUUACUGAACAACAGCUGGUAAAAGUUGUAAAAUCCCUGUUUUGAAGAUAAAACAAUUAAAAGUUUUUGGAUUAAUUGAAAUUAUGCAUAUAUUGGAUAUUUCUAAGCAUUGCUUAUACAAACUUCCCCAAACCGUUUUUGAUGGGUUUUUUUUUUUUUGCCUUUAUUUACCAGCCUAACUGUUUAGUGCUUAAUAAAUCAGUGCAUUGAUAUUGAUGAUGGUGUGAACAAAUCAAACUUAAUAAAACUCUUAAAUCAUG